UGAAAAGAAAAAGAAGAAAAAUAGAUAGAAAACAAAAAAAAAGGAAGAACAUCAAUCUAAUUUGAUUCGCACUAUAUAAAGGAAACUAUCUAACUUCAUCUCUCUCUCUCUCACAAGUCGCAGCAACGCUCCAACGACUUCAAUUCAAUUACUUUCAAUUUGUCGUCUUCCUUGCUUCCGUUAGCAAAAACCCUUCCGCUUAAACCCUAAUUCACUUCGCCUCUCUUUUUGUCUCCGGCCAUGUCGAGAUUCGAGGACGGGUUUGCGGCGGAUAAGCUCUUCGCUCAGGGAUACUCCUACACUUACGACGACGUCAUCUUUCUUCCUCACUACAUUGAUUUCUCCACAGACGCUGUUUCUCUAUCCACGCGCCUUAGCCGGCGCGUGCCUCUCUCGAUACCCUGCGUUUCGUCUCCGAUGGACACUGUCUCGGAGUCUCACAUGGCUGCUGCUAUGGCUGCCCUUGGUGGGAUUGGAAUCGUGCACUAUAACUGUGACAUCGCCGCUCAGGCAUCGAUUAUUCGCCAAGCCAAGUCGCUUAAACAUCCGAUUGCUUCCGACGCCGGUGUGAAGUUCCCGGAGUAUGAGAUUACUUCUUUAGAUGCUUUUGGUCCUUCUUCAUUCGUUUUUGUCACGCAAACAGGAACAAUGACGACUCCGAAAUUGUUAGGCUAUGUAUCGAAAUCGCAGUGGACGAGAAUGAAUUACGAACAAAGGGAGAUGAAGAUUUACGAUUACAUGAAGAGCUGUGAUAGCAGCGACUACUGUGUACCAUGGGACAUUGAUCUUGAAAAAUUGGAGUUUGUUUUAGAAGAUAAGCAAAAGGGCUUUGUGGUUCUUGAGAGGGAUGGUGAGACUGUGAACGUGGUGACAAAGGACGAUAUAGAGAGGGUUAAAGGAUAUCCCAAGUCAGGACCAGGGACCGUGGGUCCUGACGGUGAGUGGAUGGUUGGUGCAGCGAUUGGGACGAGGGAAUCUGAUAAGGAGAGGCUGGAGCAUUUGGUUGAUGCUGGGGUCAAUGCCGUUGUGUUCGAUAGUUCGCAAGGGAACUCUAUUUACCAGCUUGAGAUGAUCAAGUAUGUGAAAAAUACUUACCCUGAAUUGGAUGUCAUUGGUGGCAAUGUUGUGACAAUGUACCAGGCACAGAAUUUGAUCCAAGCAGGAGUUGAUGGGUUGAGAGUCGGUAUGGGAUCUGGUUCGAUAUGUACCACUCAAGAGGUUUGUGCAGUUGGUCGUGGACAGGCUACUGCUGUGUACAAGGUUUGUUCGAUCGCGGCUCAGAGCGGGAUUCCAGUUAUAGCGGAUGGUGGUAUCUCAAAUUCAGGUCACAUUGUAAAGGCUCUCGUCCUUGGAGCAUCAACUGUUAUGAUGGGUAGCUUUUUAGCUGGAAGUACUGAGGCUCCCGGGGGUUACGAGUAUAAGAACGGCAAGAGGAUCAAGAAGUACCGUGGAAUGGGAUCGCUAGAAGCAAUGACUAAAGGAAGUGACCAAAGAUACUUAGGAGAUAAAACAAAACUCAAGAUUGCUCAAGGAGUGGUUGGAGCAGUCGCGGAUAAAGGUUCAGUAUUGAAGCUGAUACCUUACACAAUGCACGCCGUGAAACAAGGUUUCCAAGACCUCGGUGCUUCUUCCUUGCAAUCUGCUCAUGACCUGUUGAGAUCAGACAUCCUUAGGCUUGAGGCUCGAACUGGUGCAGCACAGGUCGAAGGAGGAGUUCACGGGCUGGUUUCUUAUGAAAAGAAAUCGUUUUAAGCUUUCGCCAAAAAUUGAGGAUUUUUGACGAGUGUUUCUUAUAUUAUGUUCCAUGUUAUUUUUAUAUAUUACUUUAAAAUCUUAGUUUUUCAUUUAUUGACAUGAUUCACAUUGUCUCAUGACAUGAAAUUUUCUCUAAUACUGUUCUAUAUUUAGUACUUACUAAGUUAUAAGAAGAUUUGUUGAAAUCUGA
Messenger RNA from Arabidopsis lyrata subsp. lyrata, 1945 nucleotides. Its product is annotated as inosine-5'-monophosphate dehydrogenase 1. Gene Ontology annotation, cellular component: cytoplasm. Lineage: Eukaryota; Viridiplantae; Streptophyta; Magnoliopsida; Brassicales; Brassicaceae. Gene Ontology annotation, molecular function: IMP dehydrogenase activity. Gene Ontology annotation, biological process: GTP biosynthetic process. The coding region runs from base 241 to 1752 and encodes 503 amino acids. The record is from RefSeq and is a predicted model, not a curated record. The transcript has 5 exons.